Molecule: messenger RNA, 542 nt
Organism: Malaya genurostris
Lineage: Eukaryota; Metazoa; Arthropoda; Insecta; Diptera; Culicidae
Exons: 2
Coding region: 62-478 (138 amino acids)
Molecular function (GO): odorant binding
Source: RefSeq, a predicted model, not a curated record
AACAGCUCAGUCUAUCGCUAACUCUCGCAGUGGCAGACGACUCUCGAUUAUUCAAAACAAAAUGCAUUUAAUUUCAUCUUUGAUAUUUUUGGGACUAACAUCCUUCUGUCUAACAGAUUCACAUAUAGUAAAGCAGACAAUAGAAGAACUUGCUGCCAUCAGAGAAUGCUCUGCAGAGUUGGGUGUGCAUUGCAACGUGAAGAGUGUUAUACGAUAUAUCCGCACUGAAUAUCCCUUUCAGGACAAGGAGAAAUCAAAGGAAUUUAUCAGUUGUGUCCUAAUCAAAAUUGGUAUCUUAACCGCUGACGGUAUGUUCCAGAGUCAAAAUACAAUCGACUAUCUAGCCAAUAUUCUUGAUGUUCAGACCAGAUCACAAAUUGUUAACCAUUGCAUCACGGAAGAGGGGGAUACCAUCGCAGAUAAAGGAUACAACUAUCACGAGUGUCUCGUUGCUGAAAUGAAGAAUUUUUUACUGUAGAAAUAUAUUAGACUGACCAUUUUCUGGUACGCUAAACGAGGCUGAUUUAACAAGUCUGAAAAAA